GUAGGAGAUGGAGCUGAGGAGAAGCCUGUGUGGUAGCAACCACAGACCGUUUUUCUCAUGAAAAGCAGCGUAGAGGAACACCAAAGCACCGCAAACGGAAAACGGACGGAGCUGCAUCUGACAGACCUGACAAAGGGAGGAAAGCCGAACAGAUCGACCUGUUUCCGGCGUUUGAGGUGUGCGUAAACCUUUGAGCAGGAGGACGUGUAGAGUCGCUCCACAUUCCCAUUGAUCUCGGCUUUAAAACGCACAGAUGCUCCGGGCCAUGACAGCGUGUGGAUAUGUCAUAAUAUCGGGAUUCAUAGUUGGAUGUGCAUCAUGUGUGCAGUGAACUCUGUGUAUUUACUGCCUUCACUGCACAUACACCAUGUCGUUGCAUGAGGUUGUGGACUCAUGCAGAGGGUUUCUGCUGUGAAAGGGUUUGGAGAACCAGGAUGAGAACAGUUACAGUGCAAUGACUGACUUGUAGCUGAGGGGCUGAUUUGCUCAGAACAUUGACUCCAUCUGACUGCUGAAGAUGCUUACAAACUUGUUUAGCGGAUCUAAUCUGUGCUGUGAUAACCUUCGGACUGACAGCCCGGCCUUUUCGGGGGGGUUCUCUUCUGCUUCUCAGCUGGACCACAGCUCGUGCAGGACGCGCUGAUCCCAUCGUGCAUCCCCGUCGCUUAUUCAGCAUUUCCCCAGGGACAGACACCAGCCCAGUCAGGAGCCUCUGUCAGUCAGCCAGCAUGACUUGUUGGCUGAGGUUGAGCACAGCACUGGAACAUUUCAUACUGAGAAUAUUUUAGUUUCUGGAUGCGACGCGGAACAGAGAUCUGCCUCAUGUUCAGACCCUCAUCUCGAACACAGAGCCCCAUAUCUUUAUCAUAUUAACUCUUGUGUCCUGCUACAAACAUGAUGCAGGCGACACUUUAAAGUAUAGUGGUGUAAACAGAAGCUGAAAGUCACGCGAGAGUUGCGGUUCUUCUCGCGCCGUAACCUGGAAACCACAGGGGCCACGCGACCCUCCCGCAGGUGUGAAACCGGGCACGCGCCAUGGAUGACUCUGGGAUCAUCCGAAGACGGAGGCUGCAGAAGGAUCUACCUCUGCCCCGGAAAAGUAGCAGUUGCAGAACAAGUAACCGGAAAAGCCUCAUCCUGACCAGUACGUCCCCGACGCUGCCACGGCCGCACUCUCCACUGCCUGGACAUAUCGGAAGCAGUCCUUUGGACAGCCCGAGGAACUUCUCACCUAGUGGACCUGCCCACUUUUCCUUCGCCUCUUCUAGACGAGCUGAUGGCCGUAGAUGGUCUUUGGCGUCUCUGCCUUCCUCAGGAUAUGGCACCAACACUCCUAGUUCAACGUCAUCCAGCUCGUCCCAGGAGCGUCUGCACCAGCUGCCCUUCCAGCCAACCAUGGACGAACUGCACUUUCUGUCCAAGCACUUUGGCAGCACAGAGAGCAUCACAGACGAUGACGGAGGUCGACGCUCACCGCACGUCCGUCCUCGCUCUCGGAGCCUCAGCCCAGGGCGCUCUCCUUCCUGCUAUGACAAUGAAAUAGUGAUGAUGAACCAUGUCUACAAGGAGCGCUUCCCCAAGGCCACAGCUCAGAUGGAAGAACGACUGGCAGAAUUCAUCCAGAACUACUCCCCAGAGAACGUUCUGCCACUGGCCGACGGGGUCCUUAGCUUCAUCCACCAUCAGAUCGCAGAGAUGUCCAGGGACUGCCUCGCCAAAUCACGCGACGGCCUCAUUACCAGCGUCUACUUCUGUGAGCUGCAGGAGAACCUGGAGAGGCUGCUCCAUGAUGCCCAUGAGCGUUCUGAGAGCUCAGAGCUCACGUUUGUCAUCGAACUGGUCAAAAAGCUCUUCAUCAUCAUAUCUCGUCCGGCCAGGCUUCUGGAGUGUUUGGAGUUUAAUCCAGAGGAGUUCUACCAUUUGCUGGAGGCAGCAGAGGACCACGCAAAGGAGGGACAACUGAUGAAGGCAGAUAUACCUCGAUAUAUCAUCGGCCAGUUGGGGCUGACCAGAGACCCACUGGAGGAAAUUGUGAGCCUCGACAGCUAUGACAGUGAGGGUCCACACACCCCUGAGACAGAUGACUCAGCAGAGGGGAAAGGAAGAGCUAUCAAACCACCAAGUGAAGAAGACUUUCAAAGCAUCAAACUGAUCAGCAAUGGUGCAUAUGGUGCUGUCUACCUGGUGCGGCACAGGGAGACACGCCAGCGUUUUGCCAUGAAGAAGAUCAACAAGCAGAAUCUGAUCUUGAGGAACCAGAUCCAGCAAGCAUUUGUAGAGCGGGACAUUCUCACCUUCGCAGAAAACCCCUUUGUUGUGUCCAUGUUCUGCUCCUUUGAGACACGACGACACCUUUGCAUGGUCAUGGAGUAUGUUGAGGGUGGUGACUGUGCCACUUUGUUGAAGAACAUUGGGGCUCUACCUGUUGAGCUGGCAAGGAUGUACUUUGCUGAGACUGUUUUAGCUCUAGAGUACCUACACAACUACGGCAUUGUCCACAGAGACCUCAAACCAGACAAUCUGUUGAUCACCUCCAUGGGCCACAUCAAGCUGACUGACUUUGGUUUGUCGAAAAUGGGCCUUAUGAGCCUCACCACUAACCUUUAUGAAGGACACAUUGAGAAGGAUGCCAGAGAGUUCCUGGAUAAACAGGUAUGUGGUACCCCAGAGUACAUUGCUCCAGAGGUGAUUCUCCGUCAGGGCUAUGGGAAACCAGUUGACUGGUGGGCCAUGGGCAUCAUUCUGUAUGAGUUCUUGGUGGGCUGUGUCCCUUUCUUUGGAGACACUCCUGAAGAGCUGUUUGGGCAAGUUAUUACAGGUGAGAUACUUUGGCCAAAUGGUGAUGAUGCGCUGCCUGCGGAUGCUCAGGACCUCAUCUCUGCCCUGUUACAGACCAACCCACUUGUGAGGUUGGGGACAGGUGGAGCUUUCGAAGUGAAGGAGCACUCGUUCUUCACUGAGUUGGACUGGAACAGUUUGCUGAGGCAGAAGGCAGAGUUCAUCCCUCACCUGGAGUCAGAAGAGGACACCAGCUACUUUGACACCCGUUCGGAUCGUUAUCACCACAUCAAUACUUAUGACGAGGAUGACACCAACGACGAUGAGCCGGUGGAAAUCAGACAGUUUUCCUCAUGUUCUCCUCGGUUCAGCAAGGUUUACAGCAGCAUGGAGCACCUUUCUCAGCUGGAACAUAAAGCUACGACUUCUGUGUCCCGUCGAGAGCAUAAGGGCCCACGAGAGGACAAGGUGACCAAGAGAGAGAGUCUGGGCAGCUUCAGCAUGAGAGACAAGAGCUGGAGGACCGGAUCCCCUGAGAUGAAGCGCUUGUCUUGCUCAGAGUCCCUCUACAUGGAAGGGGAUGCAAGCCCUCCUCUAGGUGCUCGUCGACGCUUCUCAGCGCUCAUGGAUACACAUCGCUUUGCUUCACCGCUCGAGGGUGAACCAGACUUCCUGUCUCGCCAGGCUCCCAUCAGGGUCCGUGGAACCUCACUGGAUGGGACCAGUGCCCCAUCACCUAGCCUCCUCGAACAGAGAAACAGUCUAAAGGAGAUUAACGGAGGAGACAAACUGCAUAAACAAGGAGAAACACCAGGAGUUACCACAGCCAUCAGCACACUAUCUCCAGGUCCUGUAGCAGCUGGUCGUGAUGUAAUGACUCCUCUGUAUGAUCCUCUGGGACCCCGAGCCACCAAUGACCUAGUGCUCCGCAGGGCUCGCCACCAGCCUUUGCCUGGGGAGGGAGAGAAACGCAACUCAAGACCUGGGAACAAAGUCAUCAAGUCAGCCUCUGCCACAGCACUGUCUGUUAUCAUACCAUCAGUGGAGCAGCACGGUGGUUUCUCUCCGCUGGCGAGUCCCAUGUCCCCACACUCUUUCUCCUCCAACCCCUCAUCCCGGGAUUCGUCACCCAGCAGAGACUUCUUCCCGGCUGUGAACGUGCUGCGUUCCCCCAUCACUAUCCACCGCUCUGGAAAGAAGUAUGGCUUCACUCUCAGGGCCAUCAGGGUCUACAUUGGAGACAGUGAUAUCUACAGUGUCCAUCACAUUGUUUGGCAUGUGGAAGAUGGCGGCCCAGCCCAGGAAGCUGGUCUGUGUGCUGGUGACCUCAUCACCCAUGUCAAUGGUGAGCCUGUUCACGGUCUGGUCCACACCGAAGUGGUUGAACUUAUUCUCAAGAGCGGUAACAAGGUGACAGUGACAACCACACCAUUUGAAAACACCUCCAUCAAAGUGGGUCCUGCUCGCAAGGCCAGUUAUAAAUGUAAGAUGGCCCGACGAAAUAAGAGGACCAUGGGAAAGGAUGGCCAAGACAGUAAGAAGCGUAGCUCCUUGUUCCGCAAGAUCACAAAGCAGUCCAAUCUGCUCCAUACCAGCCGCAGUCUGUCCUCUUUGAAUCGCUCUCUGUCCUCCAGUGAAAGCCUUCCCGGCUCCCCAACACACAGCUUGUCAGCUCGGUCCCCCACCCAGGGCUACCGCUCCACCCCUGAACCAUCAUACCUGGGUGCCUCCUCUCAGAGCAGCUCUCCAGCCUCUAGUACGCCAAACUCACCUGCUCCCUCUCAGCACAUGAGGCCGAGCUCCCUGCACGGCCUCUCUCCUAAGCUCCACCGGCAAUAUCGCUCUGCCCGCUGUAAAUCAGCCGGUAAUAUUCCACUUUCACCACUGGCCCACACCCCCUCCCCCACCCAGUCAUCUCCUCCACCCUUGCCUGGACACACAGUGGGGAGCUCCAACACAACCCAGUCUUUUCCUGCCAAACUCCACUCUUCACCUCCUGUGGUCCGUCCCAGACCGAAGAGCGCCGAACCCCCACGCUCACCUCUUCUUAAACGGGUACAGUCAGCAGAGAAGCUGGGUUCACCUCUGACCCAGUCCAGUUCUACAGGAGGACUAGGGGGUCCACUGAGGAAGCACAGUCUGGAGGUGCAGCACUCUGACUACCGAAAGGAUGCCUUCCUCUGUGAGCUUGGACUCCAGAGCCUGCUUGAGACAGAAGGAGAAAAUCUACCACCUAAUCCUCCACCUCUGCCCUCUUCCUCGGCUCCAGAGACCGGAGUCCUUAAGCCUGUGAGGAGACUGGGAAGGCAAGAGUCUCCACUUAGCAGGGAGACAUUACUGGCCGAAAGGGAGAGAGGAAGGGAGAGGGAGAAAGGAAGGGAAACUGAGACUGGCUCUGUGUUGGAAAGACCAAGCCGAGUUGGACCAGCAGGUCCAAGAAAACCUCAUACAAGUGAGUUACCCUUGAGUCUACAGAGUGGACAGGGCACCAGAGUGAGUGCAGAAAGCAGUAAACCUACAACGCCAAGCACCCCUACCAAAAGUACAGGAAGUCUAGAGAGUCAGAAAGGGCCUGAGAAGACCUUUCAGUGUCAAACAGAUGUAACUACAAAACAGCAAGACCAAAAGAUACCCAGGAGCAUGUUGUCUAAUAGUAAAGACUCCAAAGAUCAGCUCGGAGCCAGAGCUGAACAAAGGCAUGAGGGAAACAACAAGACUAGUCCAAGUGUUUCUGGUUUAUCCUCCACUGCCCUCUCAAAGGGAUCCUCUUCUACUCCAGAUAAGUACAUCAACACAGCAGUGGUGGGAAGUCCUCUGAGUAUGAACAAAACUUUUAAGUCACCAGGAAUGGGAGAUGGUUUACGAAAGACUGGAGUUGAAAGUAGUGACUCAAGGACUCCAGAUCUUGGCUCCAAAAGCCCCAAACUCCCAGUAAGGGUCCUCGCUCCUGUCGUCCCGCCCCAUGGGCAGCCGCUUUCACUGGGAAAAGUGAGGCAGGGACUUGGUCCCGUCAACUGCUACCGGGGAACUCUUGACUGGGAGGACAAAUGCCGCCUUGAGGUAGUAGAAGAGCACUCACCUUCCCCCUCUCCCUCUCCGACAGCUGUCACCCCCUCCCUCUGUGGACCUUCCCUCUGUAAAUCACGCCCUGUGUCCCCCGGCGACAAGACGAGCUUUGUCAGCCAGCUGACCACUGUGGCCAAAAACGUCCUUGGGCCCAUCAAGCUCGGCUCCCAGGAGGGGGCCAAGAGCAAAGACCAACAGAGUAAAGUAGCGGAGGAAAAGCAGGGGGUCACAGCGGGAAAGUCUGACACUCCUACUGGGGGUCGAGUGGCUGUUGGGGCUGCAGUGGUGACUCAGAGUCCUGCUGGGUCACCUCUCGAUAAGGCUGCAACAGGUAGCUACCCACCGAAAAUGUGACCCCAUGGGGUCUCUAAACAGGACUUUAUAAAAAAGAUUAAAAAAAGAUGCCUUUUUUGGAACAGAAGUCAAGCACUUAAAACAUUGUACAUUCCAGUUUUAGAGUAUAUGAAAUAUGUUAUUUAUUGAUUCCAAUCAUUGACUGAUUCUAACUUAAAACCAGGAAUACAAAUCUACUGUAAAGGUGCAUUAACUGUUGAUUUUUAUCACAAAUUAUUUAAAGAGAAGACUCUUAAAUGUAAUGUGGGACACUUUAUCUGAUGUAUAUGUGUGUGGGUCUAUGUGAACGCAUGUCAUAUAGUACUGUACAUAUAUAAUAGGUACAAGAAGGUCAAAAAGUGCUUUACCGAUCAAAACAUGCUGAAUACUGUGAAAACCAAAUCCAGUCACUCCUGUUUUGUCUUUCAACCAGCCCUUUUUAUGUUACAGCUCAACAAACAAAACAGAAAAAGGGGAUAAACACAGAGUGGCAUGGUGGAAGUGUGAAAUUUACUACAAACAACUUGACUGACACACAGCACCAACCAGUAAUCAUUUAACUAAUUAUCUUUCCAUCCUGCAGUUUACACUCCUCAUUUGAUGCACAUGGUCAGACAAAGCCGGAAUGGGAAUUUUGUCAGUGGACGUGACAUCCACAACUCUCUGUCACAGUGGAUUGUACAUGUGUGUUACCUCGGGCUUCUUUCUAGUGGUUCUUGAAGCCAGCAGAGGAAAGCAGGGUUUUCAGAACUCAGCUCAGUGCUUAUCUCCCCCUUGCAGGAGGACUACCACAGCCCUUUCUCCCUGUGUCUGACUUUAGCCUACACACACAUGCACAAACAUACACUCACACACAUUGCCACAGGAGACAGCAAUGUCAGCAGCUGAUUUUGAUGCAUUUAAAUCCCUACCCCUGCAGUUCGUGAAUUGGGGCAUGAGUGUAUUUGUGAGUUAAGAAGUGUGUGAGCAUGUAUGUGUCUUUUUAAGGGAUAAUUACCGUCAGCAGAAUUGACUCAGCAAGGGUUCAUGACCGAAGCCAAACUGGAAAUAAACAUAGGAGUAAAUAUCCAAUAACACUUACAGGUAUUUCUCAACACUUAGCUAUUUUUGAAUCCCACAUUUGCACAGUACAAGAUGCUUCUGUGGAUAUAAUGUAUAAUAACAUACGAAAACUAUGGUAUAAGCACAUAUAGUGAAAUUGUUUUGAGUUACUGUAUAACAAGGAAAGCAGGCACUCUUGGAUGUAGCAUAACGUGAUUUAUUUGUAAAAGGGCUCAGCAGCUAUGUUAGGGUUUGUAGACAUGGACUUGGUUUAUCUUAAGAAACCUGUUAUUGUGAAGAAAAAAAGGUUAUCUAUAAUCAAAAUGACCGUGUUAUUAUUAGAUACAAGUUAGGUAGUCAAGUCUGAUUAAUGUAAUGCUCACUGUUGGCUGUGUAACACACUGACAAGGAUGUUAGAAUCAAUGAUCUCAGCAGGAGAGCUCAAGUGUUCACAGGAAGGACAUAAUUUGUGCUUUUCUCCCACUUGUCUAGUUUAUCUUGAAAUAUUUUACAUCUCAGUGAAUAUCCAGUGUACAUAACAGUAUGCAAAUCUUUAACAGCUGUGUACAAGGACUGCUGUCACUAAAGUAACCACUAUUUAAUUUAUAUAUUAGGUAGAAGUCAGGGGUAAUACUGUCAAAUGCAAUUUUUAUUAUUCUCAUUCUUUCAACACAUAUUUGAUGCAAUUUUGGAGCAUAAGUUAAAGGUUCAGAAGAUACUGGUUCAGUAUGUUCAGCAGUUUCAACUUGCAGAAUGUUCAAGUCUGUCUGUCGCCUUCACCGCCUUAAGUGAUCAGCUGUUUUGCUCUGGAUUGUGUGUGUACAGAUUUGCUGGUGCAGACUGUUUUACAGGAACUGGCAGUAUUGUUUCAGAUUUGUGGGUCUAUGUAACAAUAACAAUGAGCUGACGGCAGAUCAAAACUACAAAGCGGUGUGUUGAUUUUGGUGGCACUGGCACAAUCAUUUCAGAUGCACAUUUCUUAAUGUAAUAACAAAUUGCUUAAUACAUCCAUGUGUUCAAUGAAAUACAAAUUGGUUUUAAUAUGACUCAGCUAAUAGUCCAUUCAAGUACUGGCGGAUGCAUCAUGGUGCACUAACAAUUUUCACCUCUUUGUAAAGAAUCCCAUGCACUGGGUUCAAUUGCGGGUGACUUUUUUAUUCAUCAUGGUACUUUACUGUCCUCUAGUGGCUCAAAAUGUCCACAUUUAAAUGUAUUUUAAAAUCAGUUGGGGCGAUUACUACUAUUACAAAUUAAGCCAAGACUAAUGAUUGACAACAGAAUCAAUGUUAUCAGCCAUAGGGUUAUCGAAUAUGCAUUUUUGUUUCUAAUGACAAGAUAUUUGCAGAAAUUAUGAUAUGAACACUUGAAACACAAGUUAUUCUUCCUCUGUUUUUUGUCAAUGUGUUCUUAAUGUGACUGUUAUUAUUUCUGCUGGAUUAACUUUUUUAAAUAUAAUAUAUUGUCUUCUAUAUUCUACUGAUAGGACAGCAUUCUUUUAUAUCUUAAUGUAAUAAAUGAGUCAUCAGGUCAGCUCUAAUAACCUGACAAAGAAAAAUAACUAUAAUGUAAUCUUAUAUAGAGAUCAUGUCCACUUUCAGGCCUUUUCCCAGUUAAUGGCGUCUAUACUAGUGUUAUAUGUAUGAAAAUCCCUUUCUUUUUGUGAUUGACAGAGAAACUAGUAUAAAUGCACUUUAUUUGAAAACAGACUCAUUUGUUGGUAUUGUUUAUAUGUUACUUUGAAGAAAAAUAAAUAUAAUGUAUAAAAAGUUUGAGUCUUGAAAUGAACAAGAGUCUAAGUAUAAAGACAUUCCACAUUUCUCUGUUCACUGAAAGUGUAUUUAUUUGUACCAUGGGGCAUUUUUGUUUGUGAUAGAUGUAAUUCAGAUGCAGACACCUGAAGUGCAGUAUGUGGAAUAAAAUUCAGAGAUUUGUUCCAAAA
This is a messenger RNA of Sphaeramia orbicularis (orbiculate cardinalfish), 9157 nucleotides long. RefSeq names its product microtubule associated serine/threonine kinase 1a (gene mast1a). The record is from RefSeq and is a predicted model, not a curated record. Gene Ontology annotation, biological process: cytoskeleton organization; intracellular signal transduction; peptidyl-serine phosphorylation. NCBI's taxonomy places the organism in Eukaryota, Metazoa, Chordata, Actinopteri, Kurtiformes, Apogonidae. The transcript has 28 exons. The coding region runs from base 1036 to 6198 and encodes 1720 amino acids. Gene Ontology annotation, molecular function: protein binding; ATP binding; magnesium ion binding.